AUGUGCGUGUGUUUUCACGUGACAAUCCCACCCACCUGUUGCCUCUCCCUCCCACCCACCCACCUCGUCAUAGCACCCACCACCUCCACCCAACCAUCCUUUCUUUCCCACCGCGCCGUCCUCUCUCCCUCCCACCCGCCCUCGCCUCUCCUUUCUACCCGCCGUCGCCGCUCCCUCCUCCCACCGUCGCCGCUCCCUCCCACCCCGCCGUUGCCUCUCCCUCCGCCGUCGCCUCACCCUCCGCCGUCGCAUCUCCCUCCGCCGUCGCCUCUCCCUCCGCCGUCGCCUCUCCCUCCGCCGUCACCUCUCCCUCCGCCGUCGCCUCUCCCUCUGCCGUCGCCUCUCCCUCCGCCGUCGCCUCUCCCUCUGCCGUCGCCUCUCCCUCCGCCGUCGCCUCUCCCUCCGCCGUCACCUCUCCCUCCGCCGUCGCCUCUCCCUCCGCCGUCGCCUCUCCCUCCGCCGUCGCCUCUCCCUCCCCAUAGUCUCCUCCCUCCCCGUCCCGUCGCCUCCGCUCCUUCCCAUCCCGUCGCCUCCGCUCCCUCCCAUCCCGUCGCCUCCGCUCCCUCCCAUCGCCUCGCCUCCGCUCCCUCCCAUACCGUCGUCGUCCCCUCCCACCCCGCCGUUGCCUCUCUCACCUACCCUGCCGUCGCCACUCCCUACCCUCCCGCCGCCGUCUCUCCCUUCCAUUCCGCCUCUCCUCGCCCUCAUCCCCGACGCGCCACUCCCUCCCGUCCCGCCGUGGGGCGGUUUGAGAGCAUGGAUAAGGAUGGUGAGAGAACGAGAGCUGGUGCGCUAGCGCGGGUUGGUCUUCGAGGCACCGUCAUUAGCAGACUUGCCUCGUCUUGCGUUGCACUACCAAUUGAAGAGGGGGAGAGAGGGAGUGCGAGGGAGAGCGUUCGCACAGGAUCGAGCACGCAGGGAGUGCGUGUGAGACAGCGUAUGUUGAGAGAGAAUGAAGAGCUGGAGGGAGCACGAAGCGCGUGUGGAAGAGAGAGGCGGUAG
This is a messenger RNA of Closterium sp. NIES-65, 1002 nucleotides long. The record is from the annotation of a GenBank genome assembly. Lineage: Eukaryota; Viridiplantae; Streptophyta; Zygnematophyceae; Desmidiales; Closteriaceae.